Dujonia railenensis is the source of this 2730-nucleotide messenger RNA. The record is from the annotation of a GenBank genome assembly. Lineage: Eukaryota; Fungi; Ascomycota; Pichiomycetes; Serinales; Debaryomycetaceae.
AUGGAUAGGAAAGCCUUUUUGGAUCAAGAAGCUCCCGCUGGGUAUGUUGCCGGAAUAGGGAGAGGUGCUACUGGAUUUACAACUUCUGCGGAUGUUGGGAGUGCAUCUAGGAUAGUGCCUGACAAUGACUACGAAGAUGAUGAUGAUGAUGAUGGCCCUAAAAACGAAGAAGAAAUUGAUGAGAGAGGUUUGCUAGUUCGAGGCGGUGUUGAUAAUGAUGACGAUGAAGCAGACAAAAUAUACGAUGAAGUUGAGAGGAGGCUAUCGCACAAGAGCAAGAAAGACAAGGAAAACUCCGAUGCCCAACCUUCUGUUACCAGUGCCUUCGCAGACUUAAAGCGUGCAUUGUCAUCCGUAAGUGAAGACCAAUGGGCGAACUUACCGGAAGUUGGAGAUUUAACUAAGAGGAAUAAACGAUUGAGGCUACUAGAAAAGCUGCAGCAGAGAUUCUAUGCGGUUCCAGAUACCUUGUUGGUAGGAGGAAGUAACGGUGGUGCAGGCGAAUCCACAGACUUCAACUCCAUAUCCAAAACAAAGGAUAAAUUGUUAAGUAAACAGCUAGAUAGUGUCGUAGGGAACACAGGGGAAGGACUUACUAAUCAAAUUGAUGAAAAUGACUUUAUAAUUGAUCAAACGACCGAUAAUAAAAUUGAUGAUAUACGAAAAGGUAGACUCAUAUUCAGCUCAUUACGUAAGACUGAACCCUUAAAUCCAAAUUCUUGGAUAGCUUCAGCAAAGCUUGAAGAACAAGAUAGAAAAUUCAGUACUGCCAAGUCUCUUAUCGAAAACGGCUGUCAAAAGAUUCCCAGGAGUGUCAGCCUAUGGUUGGAAAAUAUCAGAUUGCACCAUUCUGACGGAACAAAGCAUUGCAAAUUGAUUUGUGGACAGGCAUUAAAAUUCAAUCCAAAGUCUGAACAGCUUUGGCUUAAAGCCGUUGAUCUAGAACAUCCAAGUGACUUUUUGUCUCAAAGAAGAAUAUUAAUGAAGGCGUUGGAGAGCGUUCCCGAUAGUGUCGGCAUAUGGAAGAAAUUGAUCGAGUUAGAAGGAGAAGAGUCUAAAGAGGAAGAUAUAAAGAAGUUGCUAAGUAAAGCAGUGGAAUUUUGUCCUAAAGAGUGGGAUUUUUGGUUGUCGUUAAUAAAUCUUUCUGAAUAUUCAGAAGCAAAAUCCAUAAUUAAUAGAGCCAGGAAGAUUAUGAAUGAUAAUUAUAAAAUUUGGAUCACAGCUGCUAAGUUGGAAGAAAGAGAAAAUGAAGAUAUUUCAGAAGCUAAGUUGAGUAGACUUAUGUCCAAGGGAGUAGAUGAACUAAAAAAGCAUACUGUUGAUAAACUGAAGCUAUUAUCGAAAGAAGACUGGUUGCACGAAGCAACUAUCGCGGAAGGUGAAGGUUUUUUAUUGACGUGUAAAGCCAUAGUCAAAAUUGCUUUACAAACAGAAGAGGAAGAUGAAUUUAAUAUUGAUCCUUCAUCUUCAAGAGUAGAUGACUGGUUGAGUUUAGCAGAUGGCUUUUCCAAAUUCACCGAGACAUCUAACAAUAUAUUCCAAAUUAUUAUUUCCAAAUAUCCAACUAAAAUUGACGUAUGGUUGAAAUUAUUAGAUUCUUUCAAGAAAACUAAGAAUGAGAAACCUGAUCCUAGGUUAUUUGAGUACUAUGAACAAAUGGUAAAGAUCAAUGAAGAUGAAAUAUUUUAUCUAAUGUACGCAAAGGAUUUGUGGAAAUUGAAUACCGACAUCGAUAAAGCAAAAGAAGUUUUGGAAAGAGCUGGCACAUUGUUUCCUUUCAGCGAAAGUGUGUGGUUUGCGAGAAUAAAAUUUGCAAAAUAUACGUCUGGCACCUCAUGGGUUGAAGAGUCGUUAGCAGUAUCUACGAAGAUGUUUCAAAGAAUCUCGGAUAACUCCUCGGCUGCUUGGUAUAAGCAUAUUCAUUUAUUGAGGUGUUCAUACCUGAAAAACGGUAAACCUGUUGAUGAAUAUCUCACAACCUUGUGCGAUGAAGCGUUGGAUAAAUUUCCAGAUUGUGGAAAGCUCUAUCUACAGAAGAGUCAGAUUCUUCAAGAUGUAGAUACGCUUGCAGUUGGAGUGCGUAGGUGUGCUCAAUUCAUACCAUUAUGGAUCAACUAUGCUCACGCUGUUAAGUCGAAUCCUGUCCGAGCAAGGGCAAUACUUGAUAACUCUAUCACUCAGAAUCCUUCGUCUCCCUUACUCUGGGUUGAGAGAAUUAGGUUCGAAAAGCAAUUGAACAACUUUGAUAGUGCAAGGCAAUUGUGCACUAAGGCACUUCAAAAGUUUCCAAGUGAUGCCAAUCUUUGGAUUGAAAACCUCCAUUUAAUAUCAAAAAUAUCCCAACGGAAAAAUGCAUUUAUGGAUUCGCUUAAGAAAACUAAUAACUCUUCAAUAAUUUUGAUGAAUAUUGGCUUAUUCUUUUGGAUUGAUGGUAAAUUCACAAAGGUUAAAGCAUGGUUUGAGAGAGCAUUAAAUAGUGAUGAAGGAAAACUUAACGGUGAUUGCUGGGGGUGGAUGUUCAAAUAUUUCGGGCUAUAUGGAACCGAAGACGAAAUGAAUGAAUUCUUACAGAAGUUUAGUGAUGUUUAUGAUGAAAUUAAUGCUGGGGAAACUUGGACAAAGUUGCUGAAAUCAAUCAAUAGGGACCGCUUCGAUCGGCCGGUUGAAUUUCUAGGCGAAGUGUCGAAUCUGCUCGUGAGCAAUACACCAAUGUUAGAACUCAAACGAUAG